AUGAAAGAAUCAGACUACUUAACUACCAGGUUUUGACGUUUGGAGGGCUGCAUUUGGGAUCGAGAGUGAAAACUACCAAGUGCUGGUUCCGCAAGUCUUCUUCAUCAAGGUUUCCUCCACAGUCCAGUCCAGAGUAAAAGGGGAAGAUUUAUGUCUGUGAACUCGAACCAAGAAAUGGAAAAAUACAAAGAAGCAGACAAGGAUAAAGAAGCAGAAGCAAAGAAUGAACCAGAAAACCAAACCCACCAUAUCGAAAAAACUGAAUCAGAACCUGAACCAGAACAAGAAAAGCACAUCAACUCACACCCAACAUCACCCGCCACUCACUCUGUCCCUCCUCAUUCCCACCCAGACGACAAACCCCCGUCGCUACCAUUGGAUUCCUCAUUCCCUUCUUCACUUUCCUCCCACGGUCAUGACCUCAAUCACUCCUUCGCAACCGACCCAGCUGCCCCACCAGUGGCCGCGGUGAAUCUUCUGUUCCGGGCACACCCAAUGGCGGCAGGGGCCAAGUUGGACCCUGGAGCACAAGACGGCUUCCUCAGUUUCGGAGAAGUUGAAGCAAUCACUAUUAGCCCUGACGGUGCUAAUGGCGGUGGAGGUAACCUAAGGUUGAGACCAAAUCUUUCGAUACUGAGGAGGACGAGGUGGGACAACAUGGUGAAGAAGGCGUUGUUGUCGUCAAGAAUUUUUGGGUUUGUGCUUUGCUUGAUCUCCUUUUCGGUUAUGGCGGCUGACAAGGAUCAGGGUUGGGCUAUUGAGUCUUUCUACCGGUACAAGGAAUUAAGGUACUGUAUGGCUGUGAAUGUGAUAGGGUUUGCAUAUUCAGGGCUGCAAGCGUAUGAUCUAGUGAAUUAUAUCACCACCGGGAAACACAUAGUCUGGCACCCCCUCCGUCGUCACUUUGAUUUCUCAAUGGAUCAGAUGUUGACUUAUCUUCUGAUGUCAGCCUCAUCAUCUGCUGCCACCAGAGUUUAUGACUGGCAAUCCAACUGGGGUAAAGACAAGUUUCCUGAGAUGGCAGGUGCAUCCGUGGGAUUGUCCUUUGUUGCAUCUGUGGCCUUUGCCUUGAGCUCUCUCAUUUCUGGUUAUACCCUUUGUAAAGCCUCAUAGAUGAAGACCAUUGCCAGAUCAGUAUAUUAUUCAGUCUUAAAUUCUAAAUAUCCUGUCUUUCCGCUUCCUGAAGUGCUAGCAAUGGUAAAUUGUUGGAACGGGAGAUUAAUGCGAAAAAAACACUAUACAGCUUUUUUUCUCAAAAAAAAAAACACUUUAUAGCUUUGUAAAAAAAGAAACACUUAACAGCAUCUUGAGCCAUGGAUAUUAUCAUGGCCUCUUGAUAAGCAUAUAUUUCUGCAUGUCUGUCACCAAUA
Molecule: messenger RNA, 1370 nt
Organism: Carya illinoinensis
Lineage: Eukaryota; Viridiplantae; Streptophyta; Magnoliopsida; Fagales; Juglandaceae
Product: CASP-like protein 4A1
Exons: 3
Coding region: 151-1113 (320 amino acids)
Source: RefSeq, a predicted model, not a curated record